Messenger RNA from Rhagoletis zephyria (snowberry fruit fly), 3155 nucleotides. RefSeq names its product glutamate receptor ionotropic, kainate 2-like. Gene Ontology annotation, biological process: monoatomic ion transport. Gene Ontology annotation, molecular function: ligand-gated monoatomic ion channel activity; signaling receptor activity. Lineage: Eukaryota; Metazoa; Arthropoda; Insecta; Diptera; Tephritidae. Gene Ontology annotation, cellular component: membrane. The record is from RefSeq and is a predicted model, not a curated record.
AUAUACGUGUUAAUAAUCGUAGACAUAGGUGAAUGUUCGACUGACUACACAAAAGAUACGCAUACAGAAACAAAGAGACUUUCAUAGGAAGCCCGGCGUUAGGUCGUGGGUCGAGGCCACACGUAGGCAAAACGCACAAACAAUGUAGGUAGGCUGCGUUUGAAUUCUUUUACGCGAACGCUGCAUAUUGCAGGCAACAUCGGCAAAUGCGAGCCUGUAACGACAGCCUAUGUAGUAGGUGGCAAGUAACUGCUGCAACAAAUAUCCCCACUCAAAUAUCCCCCCACACAAAUGCCCAUUUGUACCUCAACGAUGUACCCAAACAUGUUGUGCAACAUGUGCGAAAAGGCGCGCUGCCACGAAUGACCGUGUGCAUGUGUGUACGUGUGUGAAUGUUCGUGUAGGUGCAGAUUCUAAUGUGUACAUUUGAACUAUGUGUUUGUGUAUGUGGAUAAGAGUGAAAGUUCGAGAAAUGUUCCACACGCAAAUGCACCGGGGCACGAUCGCCUGGUCGGCUAACAGGAAAAUUCAAAUUGAAAAGUGCCUUUCAAGUGAAAAGACGUGCGAGGAAAAGUUUACGCGUGGAAUAUUAGCCAUUUCCGCCAGUUCACAAAAGAAAAAAAAGGUUUUGUGCCCCGUUUAACCGGGACCUUUAAUUCCCGCUGCCGAUCCUGCUACCAGAAUCCUCUCCAUCUCCUGUAUGCAGGCGCCUACAUCACAUGCGAGAUCGAUUUUGCAGCUACAGAUGAACGAAUAUAAAUACCAUUACUUAUUUACUAGUUUCGACAUUGAAACAUUCGAUCUCGAGGACUUCAAAUAUAAUUUUGUGAAUAUCACUUCGUUCCGUCUGGUUGAUGUCGGUGAUGUGAGCGUGCGCAACAUACUCAAGGACAUGGAAGCAUUCAGAAGCGAACACAACAAUGAAAAAACUUACUACCGAAAGCUGCGCACGAUACAGACAGAACCAGCGCUAGCAUACGAUUCAGUUUAUAUAUUUGCUAUUGGCUUAAAAACCUUGGAACAGUCACAUGCACUGCGCAUUUCGAACGUUUCAUGCGAGGACGAGACACCAUGGGAAGGGGGUUUGAGUUUGAUAAACUAUAUAAAUUCGGUGGAGUGGCGGGGUCUAACCGGCCCGAUACAGUUCAAAGAAGGCCGACGUGUUCAAUUUAAGUUGGACCUAGUCAAACUGCGCCAACAUUCCAUAGUUAAAGUGGGCGAGUGGACCCCACAGACUCGUCUCAAUAUAACCGAGCCGUCGCUAUUCUUCGAUGCAGGCACAAUGAAUGUUACGCUAGUGGUUAUAACAAUAUUGGAAACACCUUACGUAAUGAUGCACUACGGAAAAAAUUUUACUGGAAAUGAGCGAUUUUUUGGAUUUUGCGUAGACAUAUUGGAGCUCAUAGCUCGCGACAUUGGUUUCGAGUACAUCCUAGACCUGGUGCCCGAUCGAAAGUAUGGAGCUCAAGACCCAUUUACAGGUGAAUGGAACGGUAUGGUUGCACAGUUGAUGAAAUAUAAAGCCGAUUUGGCUGUCGGAUCAAUGACAAUCACUUACGCCCGUGAAAGUGUUAUAGAUUUUACCAAACCAUUUAUGAACCUUGGCAUAAGUAUUCUAUUCAAGGUGCCAACCACACCGGCUUCUCGCUUGUUUUCCUUCAUGAAUCCACUGGCCUAUGAUGUGUGGCUCUACGUUUUAGCUGCUUAUUUUUUGGUUUCAUUCACCAUCUACAUCGUGGCAAAGUUUUCACCAAUCGAGUGGCGAGACAAAUAUCCAUGUGACAUGAGAAAUCCUGCCAUAACUAACCAGUUUUCAUUAUCUAAUAGCUUUUGGUUUACAAUUGGCACGUUGAUGCAGCAAGGAUCUGACAUAAACCCUAAGUCGAUAUCCACACGUAUUGUUAGCGCUAUAUGGUGGUUCUUCACGCUUAUUAUCAUUGCUUCGUACACAGCUAACUUAGCGGCAUUUUUAACCGUCGAACGCAUGAUAACUCCUAUUGAAAAUGCUGAGGAUUUGGCCAGCCAAACCGAGAUCUUCUACGGCACACUGGAAAGUGGCUCCACUAUGACGUUUUUUCGCGACUCAAUCAUUGAAACAUAUCGAAAAAUGUGGCGCAACAUGGAGAAUAGGAAAGCUAUCGCUUUCACUUCCACCUACGAAGAGGGUAUAAGGCGCGUGAACAAAGGUAACUACGCCUUUCUCAUGGAAUCCACAAUGCUUGACUACAUAGUGCAGCGGGAUUGUAAUUUGACACAGAUCGGAGGUCUACUUGAUACUAAAGGUUAUGGUAUCGCAACGCCAAAAGGCUCACCAUGGCGUGACAAAAUUUCUUUGUCCAUACUAGAACUCCAGGAAAAGGGUGAUAUACAAAUGCUCUACGACAAGUGGUGGAAAAAUGCCGGCGAAACCUGUGUACGCAAAAGCAACAGCAAACAAACAAAGGCGAAUGCACUCGGUCUGGAUAAUAUAGGUGGCGUGUUCGUUGUCCUACUCGUGGGUAUAGGCGUAGCAGCUUGCGUGGCUGUGUUCGAGUUUUGGUACCACUAUCGCACCCGAAAUAGGCGUAGCGUCUACUGUGAGGAUAAAUACCACCACACUACGGUUACCGACAAGGCGACAAGUGCUACAGGUAGUUUCGUCCUCGCCGAUACAUCUGACCGCGACAAACUGCAGGAGGAUCACAUCGUUGAACUAGAAUUCAUCCAGCAGCAACAGGAGCAGUCUUGCGAGCAUGUUACCGCCUACUGUUGCACCGAAACACCGCCCCAGCGUUCACUUUGCGGCGAGAUGCUCGACGAAUUUCGCUAUGCCUUGCGUUGCAUGGACUCUCAUCGGCGGCCAGCCCUGAAGCGUCGCUGCCCCACGUGCCACUUGUUCAAGGAUGUUAAGGGAUUUGUGGACAUAGACGCGAGGGGAUCAACAGAUGCUCGUUUCAGUAUUGUCGGCAGCGCUUCUAACGAAUUGGAUGUCGCAACCAUGCAGAGAAGACACAUCGCGGAACCACUGCUCUUGCUUUCGCCGACAUCAAGCGCACUCAACCCUGUAACGUAGAAAAAAAUUAAAUUGUAGUUACUUAAAUUUUAAAAACAAUACAGUUUGUUUUUAUUUAGCCGAAGUAAAAAUAAACAUACAAUGUAUCAUAUAAUUCAAUAAC